Messenger RNA from Aspergillus niger, 2757 nucleotides. RefSeq lists its product as uncharacterized. Gene Ontology annotation, biological process: intracellular protein transport; organelle fusion; endosome organization. The record is from RefSeq and is a predicted model, not a curated record. The coding region runs from base 1 to 2757 and encodes 918 amino acids. Gene Ontology annotation, cellular component: HOPS complex; endosome. The transcript has 8 exons. Lineage: Eukaryota; Fungi; Ascomycota; Eurotiomycetes; Eurotiales; Aspergillaceae. Gene Ontology annotation, molecular function: protein binding; protein-macromolecule adaptor activity.
AUGGCGUUGACAUCAUCUGAUAUUAUCUCCCUCUCCACCGGCUCUGCGAACAUCUUCCUCGGGUCCAGCGAUGGCUUUGUCCAUAUCAUCUCGACAAACUUCAAGCUUGUCCGGUCGUUCAGGGCAUCGGAGACUGGUUCGAUCGCACACAUUAAACAGAUAGAAGGCACAUCAUUGUUGGUAACAAUAACGGAGGAUCUCCCCAGUGAGGCAGCCCUGAAGGUCUGGGCCCUCGACAAGUCCGAAAAGAAGACCGGUACGCCUCGAUGCCUGUCGACGACGCAUGUCCAGAACGCGAGACGAAUGUUUCCCGUGGCAGUUGGCUUCGCGAACGGAUCCGUCACGAUUAUUCGCGGUGACCUGAUCCAUGACCGCGGCGCCCGGCAGCGGAUUGUGUUUGAAUCGGAGGAGCCAAUAACGGGACUGGUGGUGCAGAGCGGCCCAGUAUCGACCUUGUAUAUUUCGACUACGAAUCGCAUCCUGGCCCUGGUUAUCUCAGGAAGGGGACAGGGACAACCGGCCCGCGUACUCGAUGAUAUGGGAUGUGCUGUUGGUUGCCUGAGUUUGGAUAGAGACACGGGCGACGUUCUGGUUGCCCGAGAGGAUGCGAUAUAUACGUACGGACCACACGGCCGAGGCCCGAGUUAUGCCUUUGAGAGUCGUAAAGACUCCAUCACCACCUUUAAAGACUAUGUGGCUCUGGUUUGCCCACCUAGAGAUACGACCGCCAAGCCUGACACUCUGCGCAACAUGGGUGUCGGUCAGGCAGACGACAUAUUCAAGACGACCACAUUCACCCUGCUUGAUACUGAUUUGAAGUUCAUCGCGCACUCCGAGUCUCUCGUCUCUUCCGUGAAAAACAUCUUCGUGGAAUGGGGGGAUUUGUUUCUUCUCACUACGGACGGAAAGCUAUAUCGGUAUCGCGAGAAAAGCCUUCAACAGAAGCUCGAAAUUCUGUACCAGCGCAACCUAUACAUUUUGGCGAUCAACUUGGCACAGAAAACGGGCGUUGAUACACUUCAGCAGAAUGCGAUCUACCGGAAAUACGGUGAUUUUCUGUAUCAGAGAGGCGACUACGACACGGCAAUGCAACAAUACCUUCGAGCAAUUGACAACACGGAACCUUCUCAGGUCAUUCGCAAGUACCUGGACACACAACGGAUACAUAACCUCAUCGAGUACCUUGAAGAGCUUCAUGAUCAUGACCGAGCUACAGUCGACCAUACCACCCUGCUCCUUAACUGCUACGCCAAGCUGAAGGACACUGGCAAACUUGAUGCGUUCAUCAAAGCUCCUGGUGAGCUGAAGUUUGACCUGGAAACUGCAAUCGCUAUGUGUAGGCAAGGUGGCUACUUUGAGCAAGCUGCGUACUUGGCUACGAAGUAUGGCGAGAAUGAUAUGGUGGUUGAUAUCUUGAUUGAGGACUCCAAGAAGUAUGCGGAAGCUGUCGAGUACAUCUGGAGGUUAGACCCGGAAUUGGCAUACCACAAUUUGAUGAAAUAUGCCCGAGUAUUGCUAUCCAAUUGCCCGGAGAAAACCACAGAGCUUUUCAUCAAGUACUAUAAGGGCCAAUAUACUCCAAAGACCGAAGUCGAAGCACCGUCCAUGGAACACCAAGCACAGCCGACCAGUACCCUGCAGAGCUUAGCUGCGUUCCUCCCUCUGUCUUUGAUUAACGCUAGCGCGGGCUCAAAGCCGGAAGUAGAAGCACCGCCAGCCGAAGACAAGGCUACCGAGGAGUUGGUGGAGUAUCAAAUACCCAAACCAAGGACAGCAUUUUCGGCGUUCGUGGGCCAUCCGGAUGAAUUUAUAUCCUUCCUGGAAGCUCUCAUUCAACAGGAUAAUUUGAAAGAGGAUGAUAAGAUAGACCUCUACACGACUUUGUUCGAGAUGUACCUGGAUACCGCAAGCCGGCAGAAGGAUGCCGCGCAGAAGGUUGAAUGGGAGGACAAAGCAAAGAAGCUCAUUGAAGGCAAGGAUAUACCAAUUUCCACGUCGAGUGUCCUUUUGCUCUCUGAUCUUUCUGGCUUCCGUGAGGGCUCCACGCUCGUACGAGAGCAAGAAGGCCUCUUGUCAGACAUCUUCAGGUCUUUCACCUCCGCGAAGGAUACUCAGGGUGCCAUCAAAGCAUUGAAGAGAUAUGGCCCCGAGAAGCCUCAACUAUAUGUGGAUGCACUUACGUACUUCGCCUCGAGCCCGCAGAUUCUGGAAGAAGCUGGCGAUGAAUUGGACGCCGUGCUCAAGAAGAUUGACGAAGGAGGGCUCAUGACGCCACUCCAAGUCAUUCAAACUUUGAGCAACAAUGCAGUUGUCACAAUGGGUCGCUUGAAGAAGUACCUCAGUGACAACAUUGAGCGGGAACGAAAGGAGAUUUCUACUAACCGCCGCCUUAUAUCUAGCUACAGCACCGAAACGGAGAACAAGAGGAAGGAGCUUGAACAACUGGGUAGCAAGCCUGUUGUCUUCCAGGCCCGUCGAUGCAUGUCCUGUGGCGGCGCCCUGGACCUUCCUACGGUGCACUUUCUUUGCAAGCAUUCCUUCCACCAACGAUGUCUGAACCGAGUGGACGAAGACGCUGAAUGUCCUGCUUGCGCACCGCAGAAUUCUACUAUCAAAGCCAUUCGGAAGAGACAGGUCGAGUCUGCAGACCAGCACGAUCUGUUCAAGGGUGAACUGCAACGCUCUAAGGACCGAUUUGGGGUGGUCAGUGAGUUUUUCGGUCGGGGUGUGAUGCGACCGCAAAGUACUAUGGAGUGA